GUCUCUUACAGAGGCCCAAUCAGUCAGGGAAGCCCCACUUUGCAGGCCAAAGGAGUUUUGCCCAAACACAGGCAUACCCUCCACCACACCCAGUGAGAAUUAGGACAGAGCGUUAUUAUCCCUUUGGCGGGAAAGUGAUUUGUUCAACGUUUUAAGCCAUUGGGUCAGCUGUGGAGCCCUUGAAAGGGGGGCCAAAGUUCUAAUUCAGGCAACUUUCAGCGAUGCUGCAGAGCACGUGGCAAGCCUUUCCUAGUCCCUCUGUCUUCCCCUUCUGGCUGUCUCUUCCUCUCUCCAGCGUUGUGGAGGUCCCUCGUCUUUGGGCAAAGGGCUCCUUGAGAAGCCCUUCAGCUGCUGCCCCUCUCAGGCCCGGUGGAGCUCCUGCAGCUUCCCGCCUGAACUGGUGCCUGAGCCGUCUUGGGCGUGCGAGAGGGAGGAAGGGACGGGGGGGGGGCGCUGAGCGUUGCUGCUGCUGCUGCUGCCCAAAGUCACCGAGAGUCACCGAGGUAGCCAGAAAUAGCUUUGCUUGCUGGGCUCGUCCCUGUGCGCAGAGUGAAACCGUGAACCGAGGAGAGGAGAAGGGUGCGCUGCUGAGUAGCCCCCGCGCGAGCAGGAGAGGCGCGGUUGCUAGGAGACCGGCCGGUGCCGGCGGACGGCUUUGCCCGAAGCAGGUACCGGAGGAAGGAGCAGCAGCGUCGCGGGUGCCUUCUCCGUGGCCCGCCCGGACGUGCCCGUCCGCCCGCCCCGCUCGAGGGCUCACGAGACCCUCCAGCUGGGAAAGGAGAGCCGGCGCUCGGUCGGCUCGAGGGGUAGAGAUCCGGGGCUGUGGCCGCGAGCCUGGGAAGAAGAGCCGGCGGGGGGAACCUUGCAAUCCAUGCAGAGUCUGGAAAGGCCAGGCUGGCCGACAGCUCUGGAGAAAGGUCCAAGUGAUGGAACAGAACGUCACCGAGGAUGGGGAUGGGGACACCCAGCACAGUGUGUACAUGCUAUUCCUGCUGGUUCUGGUCUUCUUUGUCAUGGGCCUGGUGGGAUUCCUCAUCUGCCAUAUCCUGAAGAAGAAGGGCUACCGCUGCCGGACGUUCCGUGAUGAGCUGGAACCUGACAACAAGGAACCAUUGACCCCAACAGAAGACGGUGAGGAUGAGGAGCUAAAUGAGGACACCGUAGAGAAGAUAGUGAAAUGCAUAAUUCAAAAUGAAGCAAAUGUGGAGGUCCUGAAGGAAAUGCUGGCAGAAGGUGACACUGACCCUCCCAUGCCUGUGCCAGUGCCCAGUGGUCUCUGUCCACAUCGCAUCAGCCAAGAUGGUGGGUUGCCACACCAUCACACGGUGCACUUGGGCUCAGCACAAGCGCCUUGCAUUCAUUGCAUCAAGAAAAAGAGGCACCCUUUGCAUCGUCAGGGCCGGUCCAAGGAAUCCAAAAGCAAGAUGCAUCCUGGGGAGACCACUGUAUUCUCUGUUGGCAGAUUCCAUGUUACCCACAUUGAAAAGAAGCUUGAUUCCCAUGGAUCACAGGAAGAGUCUUUCCGAAGUAGCAAGCAGGACCUUGGCUCUGCUGAUACAGACCAGGAGAUCCACAACAAUGAGAAACCCCAAUGGGAUGGGUCUCAGAAUGGAGUAGUUCAGAUGGAUGGUCUUCUGCAAGGAACAGUUCAUCAGGCAGAUACUCAGAGUGACAGAGGAGCAAAUGAAGAUCAUGUACAUGAGUCAGCUCAAGAGAAUAGUCUCUCGAAUGUGACAGCCGAUUCAGAAGUUUCCAUGAAUGGACCAGAGAGGAAAGAAUAUUCUAAAGCAAGCUUGUUGCAACCAGCAGGCCUCCUAGGUACUGUCACAGGCUGUACAUCUGAAACUAACUGUUCUGCACAACCCAAAAGCCUUUGCUCAGAAGACCUAAAGAAGGUAGAGAGGCUGGACAAGAGUCCUGAUACCUGUGAGGAUGAGGGUAUUGAAAAGGGAGCUAGUGAAAUAUCAGAAAAUAAAGGAAAUCAAGUUUUUCAGCCAGGAAGCAAACUAGAUAUAUCUGGAACUGCGAUCACUCAAACAAGCAACAAAGAAAUCCAGGAGCAGAGCUCAGUGAUGAAGGACCCAGGAGUAUCUGUGUGACAUCCUAGCCACUCAAGGCUGCCAAAUAGAGUGAUGCAUAUAAAGCUGACAUGCAGCUUAACAAAAAUAAGACUGCCAAAUCAAGCUGGGCCUGAGCCAGUAAAGGUAUUGUGUGCUUGGUAUAUCCAGACUGACACCAGGAUGUGAUGCUUCAACCAGUAAAACUACUCCAUUUGGCAAGAUCACCAUCCUCAUCUCAAGAAUUACCCAUAUCACAGCAGAGCAGCUUCCUAUAGGGUCAGGACCGUGUCCUUGAGUUAUCCACAUGGUUAGAAAUUCCUGCCUCCUCGUUCCCUUCAAAGCUUUGCUGAAGUUCAUAUUUUGCAGCCAUAUAUCUUGUGAGAUGAUAGAACCCGCCAGCAUUCCUCAAAUGGCAGAAGUCCCAUGUUUCAUCAUGAUGGGGUGCUGUUAAGAAUCCCACAUUUGUCUCCUGUGAACUGAAGCUCUCAGCUGCUGAUGGAGGAAGGCAACUAAUAGAAAUGAUCCCUGCCCACUGCUCAUUUCUCCUUACACUAUUCCCAAGGAAUUCUAGGUGAUCCGACCAUGAAGUGCCUCUGAACCAUUCACUUUUUGGUUAGGCUCCUGCGUUGAGAUAGGAUGGCUAUCAAAUCCGAUUCCAGAUGGUACAAUUUCAGUAACAACAUUGUUCUCCUGCAUGCCAGUCAGGUCUGAGAAGAGAACCAGUGUUUUAAAAUGAAGCUGAGUUCCAUGGUCCUUGCUUCUAGCUAAGACUCAGGGGUUAGGACAGUUACAGUAAUCGGAAUGUCCUCUCCCACCCUGUCCAGAAAACAAGCAGACCUGAAAUUAAUGUAAGGCUGGAAGUUGGGCCCUAAAUUGCCCAAAGAGGAUGAGCUAGGCAGCUUCGAACUUUUCCUAUUAUAACUCAGGGGCUGCCUUUUUUUCUCUUAUUGUAUAAAGUUCUGCCUCAUUUAGUAUAGGAGGAGGGUCCUUCCCUCUGGACUGCAAUAAUUACACACAUUAGGCGCUCUCCGUCCUAAUGGUUCCCUAUAAGGGUCUUGCUCUGGUUCUAUUAUCCACAUUAUUUCCCAAGGAACAACCAAGCAGCACCUAACCCUGAGCACUGCUGUGGUGCUCAGCCUCAUAUGUGUGGGCACUUGUGUGGAAUGUGUGUUGUUGUUGCUGGUGGUGGUGGGGCUUCGCACAACACAAACCCAUGAAUACCUUCAUGAGAACUCUGGGGUAAGGUUUCCUCCUUAGGAGCAGAAAACUCAACUUGGAGAUCAUCCAGUUAAGAAAUCAUCUGGAUCUCUCCUGCCUUGUUCUUCUAUCCAUCCUAAAUAACCCACCACCACCUCUUUCUUCCCCCUCCAUCUUUUUACGUUCAAAUACAAUGUAAACAAAACAGAAACUAUAUUAAAGGCGCUCAAAAUGUG
Pogona vitticeps (central bearded dragon) is the source of this 3493-nucleotide messenger RNA. RefSeq names its product RELT like 2 (gene RELL2). The record is from RefSeq and is a predicted model, not a curated record. Gene Ontology annotation, biological process: positive regulation of cell-substrate adhesion; positive regulation of p38MAPK cascade. Lineage: Eukaryota; Metazoa; Chordata; Lepidosauria; Squamata; Agamidae.